Aspergillus steynii IBT 23096 is the source of this 2190-nucleotide messenger RNA. Its product is annotated as Zn(II)2Cys6 transcription factor. The record is from RefSeq and is a predicted model, not a curated record. Gene Ontology annotation, biological process: DNA-templated transcription; regulation of DNA-templated transcription. The transcript is spliced from 6 exons. Bases 1 to 2190 code for a protein of 729 amino acids. Gene Ontology annotation, molecular function: zinc ion binding; DNA-binding transcription factor activity, RNA polymerase II-specific; DNA binding. Lineage: Eukaryota; Fungi; Ascomycota; Eurotiomycetes; Eurotiales; Aspergillaceae.
AUGCUAAAGCCAUCAACCCCCUUCGCGCCCUUUUGCGCCGAGGUGAUUGUGAACGAGGAAAUUCUGGCCGAUAAGCCAAUUAGUAUGCUCGAUAUAUUGGAGCGGAUAAUAACUUCCGAUGACCCGCUCGCCACCUCUGCUCAAUCGCCCUGCACCCCGCGAACACCACGACACUGGGCGAUGGCGGGGUCGCUGCUUUCGACCGAUUUCCUCGACCGAGAGCGCUCGUUCCGGAUGACAAGCAAACUGGAACCCCAAAAACGAGACCGGCACACCAGCCGCGCCAGCUUCGCAUGUCAUCAAUGCAAGAAGUCAAAGAGACGAUGCGACAUUUCGAAACAAGUCUUCGGGUCGACGAAAUCCUGCAGCACCUGUCGUGAGAGAAACGAAAAAUGUGACUUGCGCUCACAUGGGGACGACAAGCGAAAACAGCGCCAGGGAGUCAAGCCGCUCCAGGCUAGCGUCGCAAUGCUUGAGCGCGAGCUUGCAAUCCUGUCAGCUCAGCAAGCCUCGGGCUCUGAUGGAGCCCCCUUGCAGAUGAGAUAUUCUUGUCUAAGCUCGCGUGCUGGCUCGGAUGCGGACUUACCACCCGAAGCAUCAACAUUCAGCUUUGAUCCUAAGCAGCCAUCUCACUCCAGUUCGGGAGUCCUCGAAAUUCCUGGUAUAGAUGGCUGUUUCGGUUCUUUCGGAGCUUCGGGGAGCUCAGUAAGCUCGAGAGAACAUGUGGAGAACUCGAAAGACCCCCCAGAAUUUCCGAUUGGCAUGGACGAAGUGACCCCUCCGUCGGGAGAUCUAGACCAAGAUAAAUAUGGAAAUGAACACUAUUUCGGAGCGUCAAGCAUGUUGCCAUAUGGCGAUAGGCAGUCUUCAUCGCCCAAGCAUCUUAGCGAUGUCAAGCGUCACCUUGCACAGAAAGAAGACAUCUCGCCCUCCUCCCUUGAGGACUUUAUAGAGCCAGAACCCAUUGUUUCUCACCUUCCGGAGCUUUUCUGGACGUACCAAGCAUCGCACCUUUUGAUCAUAGACCGCGACAUCUUUCUACGACAUCGCGAACUUGCUCGAAGCGGUAACGGAAUCGGUGACCGAAAUUACUACACCCCAUGUCUGCUCUAUUCGAUGUUAGCGCUAGCCUCUCUUAUAAGCACUGACAGAGGCGUGAAGCGGUACGCCUCAGCUGGAGGGACUCCGGGCGAUCUUUUUAAUGCACGGGCGAGGGCCUUGUUCGAUCUGGAAAUGGAAUGUCCAACCGUGACAACUGCUCAAGCUGCCAUUCUGAUUGAAUCACGAUAUGGCACCUUUGUCGACAGCUCGCUUGGGUGGACCUUCAGCGGAAUUGCACUCCGAGUUGUGACCAAGCUUGGUCUGCAUCUCGAUUGUUCCAGGAUGGUGGCGAGCAAAAGGAUCACUGAGGAGGAGGCUAGAUAUCGAUCGGUCGCUUUUUGGGGUUCCUACAUCGAGGACAGACUCUACAGCGCCUACUGCCAACGACCGAUGAUGCUGAUGGACUGGGACAUCACAAUCGGUCCCCCUCAAUCCCAGCCUUUGAACGCGCCGUAUAUAUCCUGUCAUCUUCUUCCACACACCGUGUCUUUGAGUCAAAUAUGCGGGAGGACUUUGCUUGGUCUCUAUGCCCAGCGACAUCUCCACAGCGCCAAAGACGGACUUAAGAAGAUCGCCUUCGAAAUUCACGGACAGCUAUGGAAUUGGCAACAAAGCCUGCCAGACGAUCUAAUUUGGUCCACAGCAGAUAGCUCGACACUAACUCCACCAUCGGUGUUGGUCUUACACAUGCAAUUCUACUACAAUCUCAUCCUUGUCCAUCGCCCUCUACUUGGAUUCUCGAAAGCCCGAGAAGAGCUUUCCCAGGCGCCUGAUUCCUCUCUGACAACUUCUACAAUUACCUGCGCCAUAUCUGCUGCCAAUAUCGCGAAGCUGGUUCGUGACUACCGUGAGCUGUAUGAUAUCAGGCAAAUAACUCCCAAUGGGGUCCAUAUGACCUUCAUCGCCGCAACUAUCCAUCUCAUCAACUUCCGGCUUACAAGUCACGAUUCACAUGGUCAGCUCUUUUGGGACUGUGUGAAGGCUUUGUCUGAGAUGGCUGACUCUUACCCAAUGGCCGAAAAGGCUGGUCUUGUUUUAAACAGUCUCAUCGAGCGUUUUAAGCCUCUUGAGGGGCCGUCGUCGCAAUAA